Molecule: messenger RNA, 2213 nt
Organism: Gastrolobium bilobum
Lineage: Eukaryota; Viridiplantae; Streptophyta; Magnoliopsida; Fabales; Fabaceae
Exons: 3
Coding region: 92-1639 (515 amino acids)
Source: RefSeq, a predicted model, not a curated record
AGCCAUUUUUAUUAAUAGAUAAUUGAUCCGUUAACUUAAUUGCACAAGUUCGUUAUGCUCAUUUUGUAACCCCAAAAAAAAGAAGAAGAAAAUGAUUAACUUGUUAUUGUCGGAGCCCAAUUGGAACGACAACGUAGAUGAUGAUGGUUCGACGAAAUUAAGAAUCUCUCUUUUAAAGGAGUUGGAAACCGUUAUUUGGUCGACGAUGAUGUCGGGGUCUCGCGCCGAAGCUCGACAAUGGCUUUGCAAAACCAUUGCAGGAGUGAAUUCCGUGAGUCCUCGCGAUAAGCGUGAGUUGUUUGGGAAUUUGCUGAGAAAUCGAGGGAAGAAGAUGGGUUUGGCGUCUCAGCUUCUGAAUUUGAUGUUUGACAAGUCUCCGCAAAAAGGGGGUUCCAUUUUGGCUCAGAGAAGUCACAUACUUGAGAAAUUUUUUGAAGGUAAUCCUAAGCGUGUAUCGCAGUGGUUUUCCUAUUCUUCCUCUGGCCGUGGACAAGAGCAGGGAAAAGGUUUCAGGGCAUUGUCCCAGUUUGCAUUUAAAUAUAGGGAUAUUUGUUGGGAGGAGUUGGAGUGGAAAGGAAAGCAUGGACAGUCACCAGCAAUGGUUGCUACAAAGCCCCAUUAUUUUCUUGAUUUGGACAUCCAACAAACCGUGGAAAACUUUCUCGAGAAUGUGCCUAGAUUUUGGUCAUCUAAUGAGUUUGCUGAGUCAGUGAAAGACGGGGAUAUUUUGUUCAUUGAUAGGUCAUUCUUUGUGCGUUAUUUCAUUGAUUUAAUGUACAAAGAGGAUUUAAGAGAUGUGUGGGAAGUUAUAAAUGAAUUCCUCACAGAGCAGCCUUUCUCUUCCUUGUGUGAGCACCUUCUUAUUACUCUUGAUGAGCAAGACUUAUGCUUCUUUUUGGAACUGCUUUGUAAAUCUCUCAGCCCAAGAAUGGAAUUUCAAGACUUCAAUGACGUCUCUUAUUUUUUUGUGAUUGUACUUUUAAAGUGUGGUGCUUCUAGAUCUAUUGACCAGAUACUGUUGUUAAAUGCUGUCAUGACUCAGGGGAGGCAGCUUCUACGCCUUUUACGUGAUGACGAGGCCAAGGAGCCACAAGAAAAAAUCAAUGAGAUUGUAUCAAAGAUAUCUGCAAUCCCAAGUAAUCCUAAUAGCUUGACUCCAAUCUUCAAGCAUAUGUGUAAGAUGACAACUGUAGAAGCGAUAAAGUGUCUGGGACUUCAAUCUUGGGUUCUUUACUAUAGAUUGUCACAAGAAUGCCGAACUCCUGAAUCCUGGGAGUCUGUCUUUAUGAAUAAUCAAAUUGGUUUCCGCAACUCUGAUAAAUAUGCAUUGCUAGAUACGGAUCGACCAUCAGAAGAAGAUUGUUCUGGUUUUGAUUGCAGUCCAUCAGUUGGAGUUAAAUAUAAGAAAAAACAAAAGGCUAGGAAGAAGAGAAGAAAGACCUAUGAUUGUGAUGAUGGUAAUGAUGAUGAGCUGCUAGACUUUGAUAUUGCAAGCCGGAAGUUGGAUUUUCUGUCAAAUGCUAGAAGCUGGUUGCUUUCAACGGAUGAUUACUCUUCAGUAUGGAGUAGUGCAGAUUUACCUGAGCACCUUCAUAGACAUUGCUUGUCUAGGUGGAUGAUAUGGCUUUUUAAACAAUGAGGUCGAAGCCUGCUCCAAUGGAUCCACCUAAGAGAUGUUGUGCCAUUAUCUCCUAACUGUUAGAUGGCAAGAUCAUUCUCCCAGUUUUGGUAUUUUCCACUCAGUUCAUGUAUAGUGUGCUGUGGCUCUUGAAUCUGCCAUUGGCUAUUGCUGGUGAUGUGGAAAACUUUGUAUUUCAUUUUGAAGAUUCUUACAAAUAUAAGCUGUACUUUCAGUGAAAGGGGAUGAUCUGAAAAUUUCAUGAAAAGCCAGCUCAAGAACUCGUCAAAAUUAAUAAAGCUUGUGUUCAUUGCGAAGCUCGGGAAGUAAUAAAGCUUUACUGAUUUGCUUCAGAGUGCUACCAUCUUUUGAUUGGCAACAUGGAUUGUCGUCCAUGUGCUCCUAAUUUUUCUAUCACAUAUCAAUGUACUAUCUUAGUUUGGAAUUAUGGUGAUAUGAAUAUUGAUAUCAGAAUAACUCUCGAAUGCUGCAAGGAUCAUCUACAGUGCUAUGAAGAGCAUGCUCAGGCAAGUUGUAAUACUCAAGCUCCUUGACUAAUUUUCUAAAGGCAUAUUCAUCUAGUUGUGUUUAUAUU